AUGAAAAAAAAGUCGAUAACACUGGAAGUUGAUCCAACAAUAAUGGAAAAACAUAUGAGAAUUGUUAAGGAAAACCCUGUGGAAGAGGAAUUUAAUAAAUUAUUAGCAGAUGCAGUUCCUUCGAAGGUUGUAAAACCGAGGCCAGGUUUUUGUGUAAAGACAUUUACGAAACCAGAUAAAAAUAAAGUUUUUGUCAAUGUCUGCCUUACGGAGGCUAUUCCAUGUCCAAGAGAUAUUAGUAAUGAGGAGUUAAUGCAAAUCUUAAAUUCUGAAGACCCAUCUAGUUAUAGAGUACCUAUGAGUAUUGGUGAAGGUAGAACAGAACUAGAUAAGUCAGGAUCUCCAGCAACAGUUUAUGAUGUUGCUAUAAACCCUGAGUUUUUCUCGAAAAUAGAAAAAGAUGUUCUUUUCCAAACAUUUUUCCUAACAGUAGUAUUUGAAGGUCUCCAAGAUAAGUACCAAUUUGAACUAGAUAUGCAAAAGUCCACAAUUCUUCAACAUAGAAAGUCUAUUGGUACCUUACAAUCACAUAGAAUUCAAAUCAGGGAUGUGAAAAAGUGUGAAGAAAAAACUAAACCUUUAAUAGAAGAAAUACAGAAACCAAUACUCAAAAAUACAGAUAUUCUUGCAUCUAAGAAGAAAGAAUUCAUUUACCGAUUAAGACGAGAACCACCAACUGGGGAGAUUGAAUAUUUAUUAGCAGAAUUUAUGAUACCAGCAUCAGUUGAAUUAAAAGACUUGAACUUGGAAGUAGGUGAAGACAGACUGGUUUUGGAUUCUAAAGGUCUUUUUGAAUGUGUUGAUUUUUUCCUGCCAUGUAGUAUUGAUCAAGAUAUUGUUGAUGCUCAAUUAAAUAGAAAUAAAGAUAUGCUGUAUGUGAAGAUGCCUAUUAUACAC
Molecule: messenger RNA, 897 nt
Organism: Brenthis ino (lesser marbled fritillary)
Lineage: Eukaryota; Metazoa; Arthropoda; Insecta; Lepidoptera; Nymphalidae
Source: the annotation of a GenBank genome assembly